AAGCGCCGUCCCCCGGCGGGGAGGGCCCGCGGCGGCGCAGGAAAGCUCCAUCUUCCCUCACGUGAUUUCGAGGAAGGGGAGCGGUGCCGCCCGCGGGGAGCCGCCGCCGGACGCCCCGGGACCCGCGCCCCGUUUCAAUGGAUUUAACAAGUCCACCGUGUUCUUUACAAGAUAAUGGUUUCAGUAGGGAAACCACUGACCCUUCUGGCCCAUCAACAGAUGAAAUGGAAAGUCUUAAAGAAGAACUGGAGAAAUGGAAGGGAAGACUUGAAAAAGCUGAGAAAGCAAAAGCUGUUCUUCUCCUUUGUAAAUUGAGUGCUGAUGAAGAGCAUGUUAAAGCACAGGAUGAGCUGGCAAAGCUAAAAGACUUUCAAGAGAAACAGCAUAAGGAAGGCGUUAUGUCUAGGGAAAGCUAUGAGAUAGAACUCUCUCUGCUAAAUCAAGAAAAUACUGGGCUGAAGAGAGAGAUUGAAAAGCUCAAAGAAGACCUUGCAACAAAUAAAUCAAUGCUUUCACGCUUUGGUCAGAUUAAAAAAAAGGUAGCAGAAAUGAACAUGAAGUUCCUUCAUAUGGAAGACAUGAAGGAUGGUUAUCCAGAUAUGAAUACUCACUGUGUUUUUCACGUAGCUACAAAAAUCCCAUUCAAACUGGAUAAAAACCAAGCACUGCUUGCUUUUGAAGAUGAGGAAGUUGCCCAGAGGCUGAUAAAAAUGGAUAAGCAUACUGUGAACCUGGACAGCAAAACAGCAAAUCUGAGAGUGAAGCCUUUUACACUUGAAAUGGGAAUUAAAUUUGAGCUCCAUGUCACUAUUUCCGGAAAGAAGAUCAACGUUUCUGAAAUACCAGAGCUGUCAAUUCCUGAUGACUGGAUGAGAGACAAAUUAGAGCUGCAUUUCCACAAAUCUGAACAUGGAGGAGGAGAAGUAGAGAGUGUAGAAUAUGACAAGAGGUCUAAAACAGCUGUUAUUACGUUCCUCAGACCUGAAGCAGCUAGCGGCUUUGUGGGACGCACUAGAUGUCCUUUCUUUGUAAAUGGAAGGUUCUGUAUGGUUUCUGUGUUCCCAAGCACAGAAAAACACUUGGAGAAGCUUCAGAUCUGUUCUGGGAUUUCUAAGAAGACCAUUCUGUUGAAAGGCAUUCCAGAGACUGAAGAUGAUGAGGAAAGUGUGCAGGACAUGAUUGAAAUUCAUUUUCAGAAGCCUAGUAAUGGUGGUGGGGAAAUAGAGAACAUCAAAUAUGUAUCAAAAGGGGUUACAUGGGCUUAUUUUGAGGAGGAUACUUAAUGAUAUAUACUAAGUGUAGAAAUUCAGUGAAAAUGAGUGCUCGUGGUUCCAGAGAUUCCUGAUGAAAGUCAUGGAAAAGACCUUUACCAGCACUUGAAACUUAAUAUGAUUGCUUUCUGCAAAUGUGAAGAUUUUGUAUUUUUCAGAUUUUAGAUAGGUGAUAUACUCCAAAGUGGGAUAAAUCUAUUCCUUCUUAAAUUUUGGUUAGGAAAACCAGCCAUAACCCCACUUGAAAGCGUCCUCACAAACCUGCUUUUUAAGUGCCUUAGCUUCAAAAAGCCUCUCUCUGAUGUAACUCCAGUCCUACUUAGGUUAGAAGGUACCACCACACCUCCAAUACUUUAAAGCAGUUACUCUGUAGUUUAAUAAAAUUUCCGUCAACAAAUUAGUGAUAAAAUGGCAAUAGGGAAAGGAGCUAUAUGUAUGUAUAUAUGUAUAUGUAUAUAUAUCUGUCAAAUGGUGGUCGUGAUGGAAAAGGGGAGAGUGUAAAAGUGCCACAGAUUUACUCCAGAAAUUGCACCUUAUGAGAAAUGCAGCAGUCCUGCUUUUAGUUGUUGAAAUGCUGAUACUUCCUCGAGGUUCUGAUCCAACUUCUGCUGAACUUCUAAUAAGUUCACAGCCUGGUUUGCUGUUUUUUCUUAUUCUUGUUUCUAGUUAUAUUUUUUUAAUUUGUUUUGUGUUCUUUUUUUUGCUUAAUUUAAAAUGCUACCAGUGCUAGCUACAAAUUUGGAUGAUUCUUUGUCUAAAACAGAUUAGAUUGUUUCCCCAGCACUGUUACAAAGCUAUGAUGAACACUGUGUCCAGGUAUUUUGUUGCAUGUGACUGGCCAGAUUUCCAACUCCAGAAGGGUAGGUAUAGAGUCAAUUGGAAAAAAACAUAAAGAAUUUAGGGUAAAUUAUUUUUUCAGCAUUUAAACUCCGUUUGUUUCCAGCUCAUCCUCUCAGUUCUCAUUCUAAAAGAUCUUUGAAAUAAAAUGGAAGUGCAAAGUCAGAGAAGGAAUAAUAUUUGAGAUCUUAGUAUGCAAAAAAGGAAUAUGCCCUUAACUCUAGUGUAAGAAGAGCACUACAAAUACACCUCAGAUACUAUUAUUCUAGGGAAGUUGUAUUUUCCAAUUAAUAAACAAUAAAUAUGGUUGAAUAGGGACAACUAAAAGGCCAGUACCACCACAGCUGAUUUUUAAGUUACUGGAAGAAGAUACAUGUGAUCUUAGCUCCUCUUACUGUUCAGUGCAUGCAAAGGCAUGGAUUGAUUAUCUGACAACUGUGGAGGAAAAAAAAAUAGAUAAGUACUGGAGUACUUGUGGGGACUGCGUACUUGUGCCUGUAGCUGUUCUUGUUUUUUAAGACUAAGUAGUUGAUAAGAUCAAAUGCCUUAAAAAGGAAGGGGGAAAGAUUUAAUGAAGAUUUCUUUUUUAAAAAAAAAAGUCUGGAAUUUUAACCAUACCUCCCUGAUAAAUAUUAAUCUCCUUAAAAAAGGAGAAAGUUUAAAAUUCUCAUAAGGUCUCAUAGCAUGUGGGACUAGUGAGAAGAGGCAGGUUUCAAGUACUUAAAAUCAAGAUGAGAUUUUUAAUAAAUUCAUAAAUAUCUUAAUUUUCUAUCUGAUUAAUUGAUUAUGCUGUUUAAAUUAUAAAGCAGUAGAGGUGCCAUAAAAAGGUAAUGAGAAAUCAUUUUUUGUGAUGGAAGAACAAGAACAAUUUAGGUCAGUUUUCUAUAAACGGCAAUAUCCUUUUUCUGCCUACUGAAGUGAAUUUAUUUUUUGACUGGGAGUUUGAAGAAGAGCUUUUUUUCCUACUUGUAUAGCUGUAGCUUUCAUGAUGAGGCAAACCUUAAGGCUGAAAUGGCCUUAGAGCGAGACAUUUGGAUGCCGCUGUAGUAAUUCAAUAAAGUAUUUGCAUUGCG
Dromaius novaehollandiae (emu) is the source of this 3181-nucleotide messenger RNA. It is a transcript of the gene NMI, whose product is annotated as N-myc and STAT interactor. The transcript has 10 exons. The record is from RefSeq and is a predicted model, not a curated record. Gene Ontology annotation, cellular component: cytoplasm. NCBI's taxonomy places the organism in Eukaryota, Metazoa, Chordata, Aves, Casuariiformes, Dromaiidae. Bases 138 to 1283 code for a protein of 381 amino acids.